AUGGGUCUUGGUUUUAGUUGCCUAGGUCUAGGUGCUGCCUCCUGGGUAUCUUCUGCAAUUGCUUCUUGCUUUUCCGCAGCUGCUUGUAACUUAGCAUUCAAGUCAUGUAAUUGUAAUAAUUCCAUUGCAACGAGAGUUGGCUUUGCUCUCGCUUGGAUAAUGUUAUCAGAUUGGGCACUAAAGCAAUUAGAAAAAAUUAGUCUUGAUUACUUAAAAUUGACUUGUAAAAAAGAUGAUGGAAAAGAUGGAAUUUGUUAUGGUGUGCUAGCUGUACAUCGUAUAUGUUUUGCACUUUCAUUAUUUCAUUUUAUUUUAGGACUUUUAGUCAUCAAAGUCAAUAGUACUAAAGAUAAACGGGCUGCCAUCCAAAACGGAUGGUGGGGUCCUAAAGUCUUGUUAUGGAUAUUUCUUGUCGUUAUUUCCUUUUUCAUUCCUAAUGGAUUCUUCAUGUUCUGGGGAAAUUAUGUUGCCUUAUUAGGAGCUAGCUUGUUUAUUAUCGUUGGUUUGAUACUUUUGGUUGACUUUGCUCAUACGUGGAGCGAAACUUGUAUUGAGAAAUAUGACGAAACAGAAGAUAAUAAAUGGAAAUAUAUCCUUGUUGGAUCCACACUUGCAAUGUUUUCUUUUGCAAUUGUUCUUACUGGUAUUUUAUACAGAUACUUUGCAGGAAGUGAAUGUCGUCUUAAUCAAUUCUUUAUUACAUUUAAUCUCGUACUUUGUAUCAUCGGAACAUUCAUAUGCGUUCAACCGGCGGUUCAGUAUGCAAACCCUCGUUCAGGACUUUCGCAGGCUUCAGUUGUUGUUAUCUAUUGUACAUAUUUAAUCACAAGUGCGGUGGCGAAUGAACCGGGAAGUUGCAAUCCGUUAACAACAAGCAAUGGAACUCGCACAACAACUAUCGUGUUAGGAGCAGUAUUUACUUUCCUGGCGAUUGCAUAUUCAACUACCAGAGCCGCUAGUCAAGGCAAGACAUUAAUAACUAAAUCGGAUUAUCAUCCUUUAAAUACUGCUACAGCAGUGCCACUGAUGACUAACCAGCCAAACGGAUUUAAUCCCAACAUGCGAUCUGAAUCGGUGUUGGCUGCUUCUGUUGAAAGCGGGAAUAACGUGUCCACGGAAGAAGACAAACAAGAUGGAGAACUUGUUAGAAUUGGACAAACAUAUACCGCCGUAUGGGUCAAGGUCAUUUCAAGCUGGGCUUGUUUUUUGUUAUACGCAUGGACUUUGGUAGGACCAGUAUUGAUGCCUGAUCGAUUCGAGAACAGCACUCCAUUUACUAAUGCUAAAUAA
Messenger RNA from Scutellospora calospora, 1290 nucleotides. The record is from the annotation of a GenBank genome assembly. Lineage: Eukaryota; Fungi; Glomeromycota; Glomeromycetes; Diversisporales; Gigasporaceae.